This is a messenger RNA of Amphibalanus amphitrite, 1349 nucleotides long. Its product is annotated as phospholipase A2 hemilipin-like. The coding region runs from base 255 to 1034 and encodes 259 amino acids. The record is from RefSeq and is a predicted model, not a curated record. NCBI's taxonomy places the organism in Eukaryota, Metazoa, Arthropoda, Thecostraca, Balanomorpha, Balanidae. The transcript has 6 exons. Gene Ontology annotation, biological process: arachidonate secretion; phospholipid metabolic process.
UGUAGCACACAGCCGCAGCCGGACGGUACGGGAGGGUAGGUCGGGAGAACGGCGAGAGACCGAGAGGGUGAGAUUGUGAGGUGAGACUGUGAGAUACUAGAGUGAAAUAACGUGAGAUGCCAGAGUGAGACGGGGAGACAGUGAGAUACUAAAGCGGUGAGACGGUGAGCGGAAGGCAGCAGCGGUGGUCGUCGUUGGACGGUGACCGGUCAGCUGAGGUCACGGCGGCGACCUAAGCACACAGGGGAGACACCAUGAGGUGUGGUCUCGCGGUGAUCAUAUCAAUGUUCGGGGCACUGCAGCUGUUGCAGCCGCUACAACCGGCGGCAGCUGCUCCCAGCCUGCUGAACAGCUCCGAGCGAGAUGAGCACACUCGAGCAGCCCUGCAUAGGUUCUGUCAAACGUUCUCCGGCCGGACCGUGCUGUGUGGACCGGCGAGGAGGACCAAACGGUCCACAGACGACAGCUGGACAGACAUCUUAGCCGACGGCACCGCGAAAAUGCCGGACACCAAAUGGUGCGGCGCCGGCACCAGUGCCACCAGCUACGACGACCUGGGGUCGGCCCGAGCCACCGACCUCUGCUGUCGGCAGCACGACCACUGUCCGGUGUCGCUGGAAGCUGGCGAGGCGCGAGGCGGUGUCACCAACACCGGGCACUUUACACGAUCUGACUGUGAAUGUGACGCAGCGUUUUUCCACUGUCUGGUCAAGGCUGCCACGGUGCAUUCACAACUAGUGGGAGAGCUCUACUUCAACCUUCUGGAGCCAGACUGUAUCGAGAGCAGCACUACACGAAGUGAGAGGCGUGAGGAAACUCGUGAGGAACAGAAUCAGGCCAAAGACCAAGAACCCUCCGAGGACCAGGACCAGGACCAGACCCGGGACCGGUCUCCUCAGCGGGCUGUGCGUCUGCGGUUCGUCCGCCAGCCGCUGGCCGGUCAGUUUCCCGAGCCACCCAAUGAAGAGGCGAUGGCAGACCGGGCCGAGGCGCUGGCCGCCAGGGCACUUGGUGUAUUCACUGCGGGGAGGUAGUUGGACUAUAGCGGGCGGACAGCGGAGUUCACACGGCGAGACCGACACCGCGGGGCCGGGGCAUUUGGUAGAGGAUGGGUGUGGAGUGGACUGUGGGUCCGACUGUGUUUUAGUUCACAAUAAAUCAGACAGAUUUUACACGAUACUGAUAUGAACGUGUCUGAAACAAUGUAAAAAGUAACUAUGACGAAUGUUGGUAAGAUCAUCGCUUCAGCGCGCCAUAUGGUUAAAUUCCAACGAUCCUAUACGCUUCGUUCGCUAUCUUGCGGCGGAUGAAUCGGAAUAAGGAAGAAGAAUAAGACAUUGCGUACCCGA